CUGCAGCAACAACUUUAGUCCAAAUAUAAUGACUGGAUGGCAACCACAUGAAUUAUCUCCUUGCACAUGUUGAUACAUUUCUUUUCGACUGCGAUGGUGUUUUAUGGAGACAUUUGGAACCUAUCCCUGGAGCAUCAGAUACUGUUAAAAAGUUGAAGAAACUGGGAAAGAAUGUGUUAUUUGUAACCAAUAAUAGUACCAAAUCUAGAAAAGCUUAUUGUAUUAAAUUCUCACAGUUAGGUUUUGAAGUAAAAGAGAGUGAAAUCAUCAGUACAGCUUAUGUUGCAGCAUUGUACCUUCAUGAAUGCAACUUCAAAGGCAAAGUUUAUCUUGUUGGCUCUAAAGGUAUAGCUGAUGAACUUGAUAAUUUUGGCAUUCAGCAUACAGAAGUUGGGAUUGGAAGUCCACCUGAAGAUUACCCCAGCAAUGCUUGUGACUUCAAAUACAAUGCUGAUGCAAUUAACUAUGAAGCAAAAGUCAACUCUACAAAAUUUCUAGUCGGUAUGUUUGAAGGCACUCUUAAACACCCUUUGUCUUUUUGUCGGUAUACUGUGUCCUUCGUUAUUGAUUUCAUUAAGGAUUGA
Molecule: messenger RNA, 584 nt
Organism: Octopus sinensis (East Asian common octopus)
Lineage: Eukaryota; Metazoa; Mollusca; Cephalopoda; Octopoda; Octopodidae
Product: 4-nitrophenylphosphatase
Exons: 4
Coding region: 48-584 (178 amino acids)
Cellular component (GO): cytoplasm
Molecular function (GO): phosphatase activity
Source: RefSeq, a predicted model, not a curated record